Ustilaginoidea virens is the source of this 552-nucleotide messenger RNA. RefSeq lists its product as uncharacterized. The record is from RefSeq and is a predicted model, not a curated record. The transcript is spliced from 2 exons. NCBI's taxonomy places the organism in Eukaryota, Fungi, Ascomycota, Sordariomycetes, Hypocreales, Clavicipitaceae. The coding region runs from base 1 to 552 and encodes 183 amino acids. Gene Ontology annotation, cellular component: mitochondrion.
AUGGAGGGCGCACUGAAUUGGGCGAUACUCUUACGGUUCAACGAUGGCAUCGAAUGGGUUUCUCGGUCGCCCAAAACAAAGUACGCUGUCGGCGGGAAGACGGCCCGUGAACUGUUAGCAAGCGAAGCCGCUACUUUGAAGUAUAUCCGCAGCAAAACAAACAUCCCUCUGCCCGAAGUUUUUUCCUACUGUGCGACAUCCGAGAAUGCAACUGGCGUCCCGUACAUCCUAAUGAGCAAAGCUGCUGGCCAUCAGCUUUCGGAAUACAAUUGGCAUACCAGCCCAACAACGUCCACAGCGCCCGGCAGACACAUGAAGUUGACCGAGAAACGCAAAGUCAUGAAUCAGCUUGGAAGCUUCGCAAGUCAGCUGUCGCAUCUGAAAAACGACACAAUCGGAUCAUUAUUCGAAAACGAAGGCAUAGAAUUCAAUAUCGGAGCAUGUUUAUCGCCCAGUUUUAUUCUACAAGGGCGCGAAAGCAUCGACAGCUCCCUCGAGGUCCAUUUCAUAACGCAGCGGACUAUUACUUGUCUCUGGUAUCCAUCCUCCUAG